AUGGACGUCGAACAAGUUAAUGCAGUGACGGAGCCGGAAGGCCACCAAAUUGCUCACCAGGACGUCCUGCGAGAUGUUUCACAGCGCAAACCAAUUGCCAAGCCGAAAUCGCAGGUGGAAAUUCUGGAUCUGGAAGAACUUAAAGACUUCCAAGGACGCAAAAGGACCGAGUUUGAAAACGUUCUAAAAGUUAAAAGGCUGGAUGUCAAACAAUGGAUUCGAUACGCUCAAUUCGAGGUGAAGCAGCAUGAUCUGCGAAGAGCCCGCUCUGUGUUUGAAAGGGCACUGUUGAUCAAUAAUAGCUAUGUGCCGCUAUGGCUGAGGUACAUCGACUGUGAACUGAAAGCCAAGAAUAUAAACCAUGCAAGAAACCUUCUGGAGCGAGCUACGAACUUACUUCCUCGCAUUGAUAAACUGUGGCUGAAAUAUGUGAUCGUUGAAGAAUCCCUAGGAAACGUCGAUCUUGUGCGAAGACUGUUCAGCAAAUGGUGUUCUCUACAGCCAGGCCAAAACGCUUUCGAUGCGUUUGUGGACUUCGAAGUCCGGUAUUUAGAGUUCGAUAACGCACGCAGAGUGUACGGAAGUUAUGUCUUGGCGUACCCAGGCGUUGAAACAUGGCUAAAAUGGGCAAAGUUUGAAAAGAAGCAUGGGUCUUCUGAUACCAUACGCCAAGCAUACUCUUUAGCAUUAGACACAUUGGCGUUGUAUCCGGCAACCCCAGAUGAAGAUAUUGCAAUUAUUAUCGGUGCUUUUGCAGAAUGGGAGGCCACACAACAAGAAAAUGAACGUGCGACAGCGUUGUAUCGAUUGGCAGUGGAAAAAUGGCCCAAUAACGAGUUUUUGAGUUCAGGACGAGUGGCUUUCGAAAAAAUGUACAACGCGAGCUCUAAUCUUGAUGAGUCCAUUGCCGAAAAGCGAAGAAGAGAAUAUAAAGUUGCGCUUGCCAGAAAUCCUCGAGAUUACGACAUGUGGUGGCUUUAUCUGGAUUUACUUGCAGAUCAUUAUCCCAGUGCAUUGGCUGAAGAGCUAGAAAAAUCAGUCUCGGGAAAUGCACCUGAGGAACAAGACAAAAGCUUGAGCUGGCGCCGGUACGUUCAUCUGUGGCUUCGAGUUUUAAUCUAUUUCGAACUACAUUCUGGGAAUAUAACGAAAACUCGAGAGCUGUUCGCGAGGCUAACGAAGGAAGUUUUGCCGAACAAGCGGUUUACAUUUGCUAAAAUCUGGACCUCGUAUGCCAAAUUUGAGUUGCGACAGGGGAACCUAACUGCGGCUCGUAAAAUUCUUGGUUACGCUUUGGGAACAUGUCCAAAAAGAAAACUAUACAAAGAUUACAUUGAUCUCGAGAUUCGAUUGAAGGAUUUUGACCGCGUCAGGAAGAUAUAUGAACAGUUUAUCGCGUAUGAUCCUUCAGACCUUGUAACGUGGUUCGAUUACGCUGAACUUGAAGAGAAUUUAGGUGAUGAGGAACGAGCUCGAGCAAUCUACCGGUUGGCUGCAUCAAGUGAUGUUGGUUUUGAUAAUGAUAGACGCUGUGAGAUAAUGAAGAAGCUUAUUGACUUCGAGACCGGAGAAGGCGAAUUUGACAAAGCUCUAAGUGCAUACAAAGAGCUUCUAGAAAUGAGCUUUUAUGAUUCAGAUAUUUGGAUAGAAAUGGCUCUUUACCAAAGCUCCAUUCCGACUGAAGAGCAACUUGCGAAAGAUACAGAGUCAUCCUCAUCAUUUGACCAAGAGGAAAGCGGACUACAAAUUACGGAUAAGCACAAGGAUAAUACUAGGCAGACUUUCGAGGAGGCUCUUCUGUACUAUGCAACCAACAGCCAAAAGCAGAAGAGAGAAGCUGUGUUGAGAGCUCUGAGUGACUACGAAGAUGUGCACGGCACUCCUGAGACUCAAAGGAAAGCCAAAGACAGGCUACCGCUGUUGAAGUAUAAAACUAGAAUUGAAGGCGGCGUUGAAGUUGAGUACGCGGACUUGGAAUUCCCUGAUGAUACUAAAAUCUCUCCAGAAAUGGACAAAAGAUCAAAGCUGCUUGCAAUGGCGCAAAAAUGGCAGCAAGAGAAGAAACCUUAA
Molecule: messenger RNA, 2070 nt
Organism: Lachancea sp. 'fantastica'
Lineage: Eukaryota; Fungi; Ascomycota; Saccharomycetes; Saccharomycetales; Saccharomycetaceae
Source: the annotation of a GenBank genome assembly